CAGGCCAGGCCAGGCCAUGCUGGCGAGCAGUGGUGUGGCAGGGCCAGGACCAGGGCCCGGACCCACUCAGGGUCUGCGCAGUGCUGCCAUUCACAAUUAACUUCUACCAGUUAAUGAGCUCCUGGUGCACAAUAAUCUUUCUCCACUAGUUGAUCUUGUAGCGAGGGUUCUUUGGUUAUCCCAGAGCAAUUUGUCUAUAAGGAGCAAAGGAGAGUUGCAUAACAGAAAAGCUGUCUCUGAUACAGCCUGAGUGCAUGCAAAGGAGCAACGAGAUGCCUCACACCAGAGACUCUUCAUCUCUGACUAGCAGCACUUCCUACGAAACACCGGCACUAUCAGAUCUCCAGCAGCUUCUGUGGCUCAGAGGAGGCUCUGAUAAUCAUGUGGACCAAGUCUGGCCAAAUAUCUACCUGGGAGAUGCGUGGGCUGCUAGGAGCAAAACUACACUUCAAAGCCUCAACAUUACUCAUAUCCUUAAUGCAGCAGAUGGACCAUAUAGCAUCAACACGGGAGCCAAAUAUUAUGCAGAUCUGCAAAUAGAGUACUAUGGAGUAGAAGCAUUUGAUGAUCCUUCCUUCGAUUUAAGUAUCUUCUUCUAUGAUGCUGCCAAUUUCAUAGGCAAGGCCUUAAACUCUUCAGGAGGUAAGGUGUUUGUUCAUUGUGCCAUGGGAGUGAGCCGCUCAGCAACUUUAGUGCUUGCUUUUUUAAUGAUCCAUGAAAACAUGACACUUGUGGAUGCUCUAAAGACAGUGAGUGCUCACAGAAACAUCUGCCCGAAUUCGGGGUUCCUCAGUCAGCUCCGGGACUUGGACAUGAAACUGAAUGAAGAGAGGAAAGGAACCGGAGCAUCCGCCACCAAAGGCUUGUAAGAAAGUAUUGCUGAAAGAAAGGGGACAAAAUCUUGUUUGAGUUGCCUGUAUCUCUUCUAGAUGAACUGCAUUUAUAAAUACAGGACACAAGUUUAUGGGACACCAGGAUGCAUGUUAUUAAUAAAAAUAGAUUUUGCUUGAUCUUUCCAUUUUGCAAAGCCGUCCUAGAUUUAUAUUUACAAUUGGCUGUAUACUCUAUCCUUCACUCUCCACCUUAAAACAUUGUUGUCUGCUAGCUUAAAAGAAAAAAAAAAAGAAAAAAAAAGAGAAAGAGAUCAGGUUCCACUUCAGAAAUAGCUGUGUUUCAGUAACUAGUGAAGCUCAUAUCACUUUAUGAAGUGUUAGGCUAUUUGAGGUGAAAGAUGCCAUAUUAUUUAUGCUACAGUAAUGCUUAGAAGUUUUCUUAUGAACCUGCCCCCCCACCCCUUCACUCCCUGUAUCUCAGAGGGUUUGUAUUUUGAGACUUGAAUCUGGCACUGGUUAGUUCUUGCUUUUACAAUUGGUGGAGCUCCUGAGUUGGGGUAAGAGGUUGUUUAAAGGCAGAGCAGCUGGGAAACAACAUAAGCCACUCUAAGAAAUUAUUCCAGGUAUCUCUACAGGCUUUUCAUUUUGGCUGUUCAUCAGAGCUUUUUUCCUCCAUGUAAAUAUAUUUCCUUGAGAGGGCAUUCAAAUAUUGUUAAUAUUCUGUACUAAAAAUCAUCCAGGAAAUCUUGCAGAAAAUGCUUCUAAAGAAGAAGGUGGGUUCCCAGCUAAGGCUGGUGCAGGAAAAUAUUUGACAAAGCUCAAUGUAUCCCCAGUUUGUCUGGCAGUUCAAAAUUACAAAACUUGGUAUUUUUUUUUCUCAAAAAUAAAAGAUUAUUAACAUUGCAACAUCA
Molecule: messenger RNA, 1744 nt
Organism: Vidua chalybeata
Lineage: Eukaryota; Metazoa; Chordata; Aves; Passeriformes; Viduidae
Gene: DUSP13B
Product: dual specificity phosphatase 13
Exons: 5
Coding region: 255-869 (204 amino acids)
Biological process (GO): negative regulation of MAPK cascade; protein dephosphorylation
Cellular component (GO): cytoplasm
Molecular function (GO): MAP kinase phosphatase activity; protein tyrosine/serine/threonine phosphatase activity
Source: RefSeq, a predicted model, not a curated record